Messenger RNA from Catharus ustulatus (Swainson's thrush), 3375 nucleotides. RefSeq names its product neuferricin. The coding region runs from base 1 to 765 and encodes 254 amino acids. Gene Ontology annotation, cellular component: membrane; endomembrane system. NCBI's taxonomy places the organism in Eukaryota, Metazoa, Chordata, Aves, Passeriformes, Turdidae. The record is from RefSeq and is a predicted model, not a curated record. The transcript is spliced from 4 exons.
AUGUGGCGGGGCGCGGCCGCGGGGCUGCUGUGCCUGGCCGCCGCCUGGCUGCUGAGCCGCGGGUUCGAGCCCCGCGCCCGCCUGCUCCGCGCCGCGGAGCUGCGCCGCUACCGGGGGGCGCCGGGCGAGCCCGGGCUCUACCUCGCCCUGCUGGGACGGGUGUUCGAUGUGGAGCGGGGCCGCAAGCACUACGGGCCCGGCGGCGCCUACAGCGGGCUCGCAGGCAGAGAUGCCACCAGAGCGUUUGCCAGCGGCGACUUCACCCCGGCGGGGCUGGUGGACACCGUGUCGGGGCUGUCACCCGCAGAGCUGCUCUCCAUCCACCGCUGGCUGAGCUUCUACAGCGACAACUACGAGCCCGUGGGGAAGCUGGUGGGCAGAUUCUACGAUGAAAAUGGGGCACCAACAGAAGCCCUGAGGGAAGUUGAGGCUGCCAUUGAGGAAGCUCUCAAAUUCCAAGCAGAAAGUGAGCAGAGGAAGCAGCAAUUCCCACCCUGCAACUCUGAAUGGAGCUCUGCUAAAGGCACCCGGUUCUGGUGCUCCAGACAGAGCGGGGGCGUGCACAGAGACUGGGCCGGAGUCCCUCGGCAGCUGUUCAGCCCCGGCUGGCAGGGGAGCCGCUGUGUGUGUGUCAGGAGCUCGGGCCCUCCCUGGGGACAGCCACACUCCCAGCACAGCGACAGAGGGGACCUGGACAACCCCCACCUGCGGCAGUACGAGGGCUGCCCUCCCCUGGCCGAGCAGUGUGUGCUCCUCACGGGCUGACUGCAGGGCAGGGACAGUCCUGCACUCAAACCUUGCCCUGCGGGUGGGCAGCUCCAGCUUCAUCCCUUCCACCUGUCCAUGCAAAGGGAGCAAGAACAAUCUCUUGUUAUUUGUGAUGCUUUCUAACACAUGGAGAUGGAGUUGAGAGAAGGAGGAAACACUUCAGCCAGGUUAGGGGCUAAAAAAUCAAGGAAUGGGAUGCUUUCUUUAUUUCUGUAGGAAAUAUUUUUGCACCUGGGAACAAACUGUAAGAUACACAGCCUGAAUUGUAUUUCUGCACAUUUCUUGUGCAGUCAGGAAAUGGAUGUUUGUGUGCACAGGGUGGGACUGUGCUGUGGUUUAAGGCAGCAAGGUCAGUGAGCCCAGGAGCUGCUGCAGCAUCACUGCACACAGUUCCUGCAGUCCUCAGGGCAGUGCUGAUGCUCCUUCCCAGGCACCUGACUCACUCCAAAGAGUUUAAAGGUAGCAGGGAGAACCCUGAAUUUCCUCUGCAGUUACACACAAGCUUUAUCAAAUUCUUGGAGGAGAGAAGGCAAAGGCCAGAGUUGUAUUUCCUCACUCAGUGUUUGCAUUAGAUACUGUGCCAAGAUAUUGAAGCCACCUAUGAUAAUUGUUGUUUGAUAUUAACCUCACUCUCCUGGUCUGUGAUUCACCACUUUCAAACUGCUCUGAUCAGGAAUGAGUAGUUUUAAAUAGCUUUCUUUUUAUUGCCUGGGUGGCAACAGAACCAUCCUACUAUAAUCUGCCUCCUGUUUCCAUUCUGGUGUAAGACUUCCUCCCAUCUGGUCUGUACCUCUCAGACUAUAACCUGAGCUGGAUGUGCCCUUACAAGACCCAGCACUUGUAAAAUCCAUACUUGCUGUAUCACAGCUGGCAGAAUUCAGCAGUGUGAGUGACUCCCAGAAAUGCAGACAGGUUAUUACCCUUUCUGGGUUGGGCUAAAAGGGAGGAAGGAAUACCUGCACAGGGUUCAGGCACUACAGACCUCAAGCUGCAGGGAAGCAGUUGCUGGUUUUAAAGGAAUCUGCUGUUAAAAUCAGUUUUGGUGUAGCUGAGCUUUGAGAGAGAUGCAGAUCAGGGUCCAGUGGUGGCACAAGUCCCUGCUGAGUUGUGGUCAGUUCUUCUCCUUAAGGCAGCUGCCACCUGUAUUUAAGCAGCUGGAAAGUGUUUAUAAACUGAUUUUUAGCUACCAGCACCUCUAAAGAGAGGCCCAGAAUCCAAGUGAUCAGUUAGUUAAUUAUCAAGUUUACAGGAGGCAGCAUUCACUCCUGUGCAGUAUUUCUCACUGAUAAAAGCUCAGAGGAUGCUGCAGCUGUCAGGGAUGAAGCCACACAGCAACUUAAAUAUGUACACACUUGUUGUAACAGGGGGGUGUGAGGGGGUUGUGUUUUUAUUUUGGGGGUUUUUUACCUCUCAUCAUCCUGAAGAGAAGCUGGGAUCACUCACAGGGGAGCAGGAUGUGUGGCAGAACCAAACCUCAGCCCUGGGCUUGAGCCGUCUUUGGUGGUGGAGGGAGAAACUCAUUUCACACAGUGCUGCAGAGCAAGCCUUGUAAAAAGUGCAGGAAAGAGCUGCAAAGCAGCACCUCACUGCCUCCACAACUCUGGCCUUUGCCACAUUUAAGAAGACACCACUGCUUUAAAAAGAAAUUGCAUUUAAAGUAGUGAAACCAUCCACCCAAAUGAUUUAAAAGAGCCUUCAAAAGAGCUUUUUAAAGCCAUUUAAAAGUUGCAGCAAAUUCCAGACUUUUAAAUGCUGUAAGAAGGAGUUUGUGAGGGCACACCAGGCCCAGUGAAGGUGGACCAGCUUGACUUUCUAAGCAAGUUUCAUCUUGCUGUAACACUCAAUCACUAUGCAAAUAGUGCUGAGGGGAUGGUUUUGAUAGCAAGAGCUACACAAAAAUCAAAUAAACUGCUGCAGAAAGGCAGGGCAGGAAGGUGUUGGUUCAAGUUGAAGUUGGUUGAAAACCAGUUCCCAGCUUAUUCCUCAGUUUAGUGUUUGGAAACACUGGAGAGGAGAGUUUGUCUUGCACUGGAAUAAGUAAUCUAUUAAAGCAAACAAGGAGACACCCUCACUGACCUGAAGUGCUCCAAGACUCCAGUUCAGCAGCUCAGCUGGAUUCUCCCAUGGUGGAAAAGGGUGGGAAGAAAACAGUGAUAGCUACAGAGGCCUCCAGUCCCCAAAGACAGUGCUCUAAUAAAGCUCACCAUCCAUCUGUACUUCAUAAGUUUUAUUAAUAAAAGACUAAUGCAUCACAAUCUCACCCAGAAGUCUUGGCUGGGUUUGCUAUUGCACUGAAGUUUUCCUUUUCCUGAAGUGAAGCUGCAGCAGCUCUCUGCUCUCCCAGGGGCUGAGCUGCCCCCAGUACACAAGUGGGUGCACCAGGUGUUGGUAACUUGAACUGAUGGACUCCAUGAAGCAGCUCUGGCCCGUGGGGAGCUCGGGUUUGUUUCACAAGACUGAUUCUAGGUAAGUCUAGUAUAAGGCAUUCGAGAUGACUACAUGGUACAAACUAGAACACCAGACCUCGACAGCCAAAACAACAGUUGUAGCAGUUCCACAACAUGGACUCAUUUCAGAACAAAGAAUAAAGUUGCUGUGCCCAAUUGG